Messenger RNA from Macroventuria anomochaeta, 658 nucleotides. RefSeq lists its product as uncharacterized. Bases 1 to 366 code for a protein of 121 amino acids. Lineage: Eukaryota; Fungi; Ascomycota; Dothideomycetes; Pleosporales; Didymellaceae. The record is from RefSeq and is a predicted model, not a curated record. The transcript is spliced from 2 exons.
AUGGGUAACCUCUGCGGCAAACAGUCCAAAGACGGCUUCGACGGCCCCGGCCGAACCCUGGGAUCGGCCCCCGCGCCUGCAACGAAGGCCUCGGUCCCAGUGACUGCGAAUGCAGGGUCAACACAAAAGCGCACUGUUGGAGGACCGCCGAGGACACUGGGAGAGAGCAAUUCGGGGAGCGAUCCCAGAUCGGCGGCGGCCGCUGCUGCAGAGGCACGCGCAAACAAGAACUCCACCGGCGACCUCCAGAAGAAGCUCGAUGCGCAGAAGAAAUUGACGCCAACAAAGCAGCUGCAGGCUGCAGCGAAGGAGAAUCUCGCAUACCGCGACGCUGAUGCAAAUACCAAAGCAAGUCAGCACCACUGAAGAGGUUCAGGGAAAUCAUUGUGUGAUUUCGGGGGACAUGUAGAGAAAAUGACGUCCAGCUCCUGAAGCGUCUGAGAGGACCUGUUGCUAUAUUUCUGCGCAUAGAGCAAGGCGUUUGGGAGUCGCCAUGUGCCACUUGACUGUAUGCUCAUCGUUCGCUCAGAUACAGAAAUAGACGUUAGCAAUGCAGCUUUUUAUCAACUCACUGACAAAGUAGAGUCAAGAACUCUAUUUGUUACACCACGAACCCUACCUCGUACCUUGUCCAUCCUCUCUCCGCCACUUCUCCAAC